Epithele typhae is the source of this 2958-nucleotide messenger RNA. RefSeq lists its product as uncharacterized. Gene Ontology annotation, biological process: SCF-dependent proteasomal ubiquitin-dependent protein catabolic process. The transcript has 6 exons. The coding region runs from base 1 to 2958 and encodes 985 amino acids. Gene Ontology annotation, cellular component: SCF ubiquitin ligase complex. NCBI's taxonomy places the organism in Eukaryota, Fungi, Basidiomycota, Agaricomycetes, Polyporales, Epitheliaceae. The record is from RefSeq and is a predicted model, not a curated record.
AUGUCAAUCUGGACACUGAUACCGUCGUUGCAGACUGUCGCGCACAUCGAGUCUUCGCAUGACCUAUGGGUGCACCCAGCGUGCAUGCGCUUCAAGACGUAUGCAAGUUAUGUACACGAGAUAACCAUCUUCUUCUCUACACGACCGCCUAAGCCAUCUAUUUGGAUGGAGCUUGACGCGUUGCUCACAAAGGACGACCCUAUUCUCUCCCGUCUUCGUCGGGUCACGCUGAAACAUCAGUGCGCUUAUGACGAACUAUCGAUGGGACAGGGUGGACGGCUCGUACUGCUGUCACCCAGCGUAUGCUGGGCGGAGAUUGAGGGUGUAUUUGAUGACGAAGGCUGGAACACCACGGUUGCCAACCAUCUCCUUGCACGCUUCCCCAACCUGGAAGGCGCCUUAAUCGCCAAUACCCAGUGGAUAUCCUUGCUCUCCAUGCACCGACGACUGAAAACACUUCGCGCGUUCGGGAACGAGCCGAACGUCCAACAUAUAGCUUGCAUGGCCGACUGGCCCGCACUCCAGUCGCUCACUUUCAACACUCACCCCAUGUUCCGAUCCCGCUUGGUACAUCCAUUGUCUCCGUAUCCCGAACCCACACCUCUUUUAUCCCUGCCUUUUCUGAAGAACCUCCAAGUUGAUGCAUUCGGGUACACUUUUCCAAUAUUCCUCUCCGCCCGGCUCCCCUCCCGCUCACUCUCUUACACCUUCGAUCCCCGAGGCGGCUACAACAGGGACUUUAGAGUCCCCUUCGACACCAUCGCCGACGCUUACUCGCAGCUCACCGAGCUCACGCUGACCGUGCACUCAACUUGGAGACCUGGGAGCCGCCGCAACUACCUCUCCCGCGUCCUCGCGCCCCUCGCGCCUCCACAACGGCUCCGCGUAUUCAACAUCACUUUCCAGGGCGAACACCUGAGCUACAACGCAGACGACCUCCGGAAGCUCCCACUCAUGUGGCCUGCCCUCGUCGAGCUCCGGAUCGCGGUCGACCCCUACGCGAAGGGCACGGACGACGACAUGGUGUCGCUCGGCGUGCUGCCGGAGCUCGCGCGCGCUCUCCCAGAGCUGCGCGUGCUGCACCUCCCGCAGACGUUGUUCCGCGUGGGAUCGCUGGACGUUGCCGCCGCCGCAUACGAGCCGCAUCGCGCGCCGUACGAGCUCCGACUGGGCCCGGUGCAAGUACGCGGCGGGCACGGGGAGGACGCGAGGCGCGAGGUUCGCGGGUUCCUCAGCGCGUUGUUUCCGAAUGCCGGGCACCGGGUCACGGUCAAGACGGAAUUUUAUGUGAUGAAAUGGAUGUUCAGCGAGGUUCUCUGGGCGCGCCGUCGCGCCCCCCGCGAGCGUGGGAUCGUAUUGGAGGAGAAUGUGCAAACCGAGUCCGAGAUCCAGAUCCUACUAGCCGGCCGUCGACCUGCGGACGUGUUAACCAGCUACACCAUCGCACGCUCCAUCCCGGAUCUGAUCGCACCGGCCCGGCAGUGCGCAGGCUUCAGGACAAAUUCGUCGUCGCCGAACCUCCGUCCGGCCUCCAUCUCCCUGUCCUUGACCUCGAUAACCAAGAUGGCUCAUGACGCUGCACCUCAACUGGUCGACGACGUCCUCCCGGAGAUAUUCGCAUACCUCGAUAGCAGAGAUGACGUGUCGCGCAGGACUCUUUUUGCGCUUGCCAUCUCAUCCAGACGGUUUUCACGCCCCGCUCUCGACGUCCUCUGGCAAGCACUCCCCAGCGAUCGUCCCCUGGUGGUGCUGCUGCAUCUACUGGGCAUUUCACAAUCGAGCACUUGGCAAUGGGACGAAGCGGCAUCAAGCGGAUCCUGGGACCGUCCACCUAGUGAAGAAGAUGCGCAGGUUCGUCGUGAAUGGGAGCGCACCGACCCGGGGUGGUUCUAUACCGUCGCGCACUUCAAGUCUGCGAACGAACUACGCCGUCAUCCCAACUGGGCCCACUUCUACACGUAUUCUCGCACAGACCAGUGGAACAACCUCGUCGCCGAUUCCCUCGUGGAUUUUUGCCCCAACCUGCAACACCUCACGAUUGACGAUCGCCCGUGGCUGUACUUGCUCGCACACUUCCCGCGUCUCAAGACGGUUCACUGCACCUACGACGUCACACCGUACAUCGAGGACUUGGAGAGCAUGGCAGCGUGUCCUGCGCUCGAAUCCUUCUCGUUCCACCUCUACCGUGAAACCAUCUACUACCAUUCCGAGCCGCCGCCCCGACGUCCGUUCUGCCUCCCAUUCCUCCACACGCUCGCCAUCCACUCGGACCCAUACGGUAGCGCGAUCGAGAUGUUCGCCUUCGUGCGCCUCCCCGCUCUCCACACACUCUCCUACACCUUCGACCCCCGCCUCUUCGAGAACGGCAUCGACGUCCCGCUGGGGGCCAUCGCCGCUGCGUACCCGCACCUCGCCACGCUCAAGCUCACGAUCAUCCCCUGGGCGGAACUCGCGCGCCAGAUCACGCCCUUCUACUCACCGACCCCACCGCGGGUGAACACAUGCAUGGCCUUGUCCGUGCGCCUCGGGGCGGUUCUCGCGCACCUGGCGCCCAUUCGGGACCUGCGCGGGCUGCACCUCACCGUGCAGGGCGAGCGGUUUGGCUACGGCGACGAUGACCUCCGUGCGGUCGCGACGGCGUGGCCUCGGCUCGUCGAGCUCCGGAUCUCCGUGGACGGCGCAAUAGUCGAGGGCGAGGGCGAGGAGGUGGCGACGCUCGACGGUCUCGCGGAGCUCGCGCGCGGGCUUCCGGAGCUGCGCGUGCUGCACGUCCCGCGUGUCGCGCUCUCGCGGGGCUCGCGCGAUGUUGUGUCUGUCGAGCCGCACCGCGCUCUGCGCGACCUCAAGCUAGGCCCGAUAGGGGUGCGGGAAGGACGGGGCGGCGGGAAGGGGGAGCAGGAGGUGCGCGCGUGUCUCCGGAUGUUGUUCCCAAGAGUGGAGGUCCGUACAGCCCGGUGA